Molecule: messenger RNA, 882 nt
Organism: Gastrolobium bilobum
Lineage: Eukaryota; Viridiplantae; Streptophyta; Magnoliopsida; Fabales; Fabaceae
Product: polyubiquitin 11-like
Exons: 4
Coding region: 1-882 (293 amino acids)
Biological process (GO): protein ubiquitination; modification-dependent protein catabolic process
Cellular component (GO): cytoplasm; nucleus
Molecular function (GO): ubiquitin protein ligase binding; protein tag activity
Source: RefSeq, a predicted model, not a curated record
AUGGGCAACCAGAGCCUAACAAUAGGGUUAUCUCUGAACAACCUCCAUGCAUUUCUUGAUGCAAAUAAAGAUAAAAUAGAUUUUGGAAAUGCAAGGGAAUUGUCAUUUCCUGCAACUAAAUGCCUGGAGAAACUUUUAAAAUUUGGGCCUUACUAUGUGACUCCAGAUGUGAUGGGAUCCGCCAACCUUGAAGAGAGGGACUUCCCGUUGAUUGAUAAAUGGUUAGAAAAGUUUGUUGUGGAAGGCUCUGAUACCAUUGAUAAUGUGAAAACCAAGAUCCAGGACAAAGAGGGUAUCCCUCCAGAUCAGCAGAGGCUGGUUUUUGCUGGCAAGCAACUUGAAGAUGGAAGAACCCUUGCUGAUUAUAACAUUCAGAAGGAAUCCACUCUGCACUUGGUUCUACGUCUUCGUGGGGGGAUGCAAAUCUUUGUUAAGACUUUAACUGGGAAGACCAUAACUUUGGAGGUUGAAAGUUCUGAUACCAUCGAUAAUGUGAAGGCAAAGAUCCAGGACAAAGAGGGCAUCCCACCGGACCAGCAGAGGCUUAUCUUUGCUGGGAAGCAGCUUGAUGAUGGAUGUACCCUUGCUGAUUAUAAUAUCCAGAAGGAAUGUACUCUGCACUUGGUUUUGCGGCUUCGUGGUGGUAUGCAAAUAUUUGUGAAGACCCUAACGGGUAAGACUAUCACAUUGGAGGUGGAAAGCUCUGAGUGUAAAGAACCAAUUAUUACAUGGAACCCAUUUCAAGGCAUAAAUCUUCCUGAGUCUUACCCGCAGAAGCAUGGGUUGGAUACAACCCAUAAUUGCAAGGCCAUGAAACUCCUUAAGCAGCGUAGAAGGGGGAGAAGAAGUGGUCUCUGUUAUGAUUGGUUAAGAAAAAACUGA